Encephalitozoon cuniculi GB-M1 is the source of this 858-nucleotide messenger RNA. RefSeq lists its product as uncharacterized. The record is from RefSeq and is marked provisional. Gene Ontology annotation, molecular function: tRNA binding. The transcript has a single exon. NCBI's taxonomy places the organism in Eukaryota, Fungi, Microsporidia, Unikaryonidae. Bases 1 to 858 code for a protein of 285 amino acids.
AUGAGGUUCGAGUUUUCGAGCGGGUUUGAAGACCUGGCAUUCGUUCUGAAGUGCCUCAAUGGCAAUGCUGAGCUGGAAAGGGUGGACAAGGGAGUGAGGCUUCUUUGCGAUGGUGUAAGCCAUGAAGGUCUGGAUGAUGUACUGGCUGCCCUGUACAGAAUCUACGAGCCAAAUCAUGAUCACAGGAGCAUAAGGGAAACAAAGAGACUGAGGGAAAGUCCGGAGACAAGAAAGAUAGAGGUAAGCAUAUCGAGCCUGACUUCGUUUUAUGGACUGUACUGCCUGAUGAUCACGCAGGGUACAUUAAGAAACAAACUGUUCAUUGACCAGAUGGUAGAGAAGAUCAUGCCAUCUGUGAGACUAGACCCCGACUUUCAAUUGCUGGAUAUUCAGGCUGGAGAGAUAGUAAGUAUCGGAGAUGUUCAGGGCCUUGACAAGCUUUAUUCCGAAGACGUUGUUGCGAGGGAAAGAAUACAGGUGCUGAGUGGGCUAAGAGAGCAUGUGGCAAAAGAAGAGAUGCUAGGAAACAAAUUCCUCUUUGUUACAAACAUAAAGCCUGCCAAGUUCAAGGGACAGGUUUCCGAGGGGAUGAUUCUGUGUGUAAAGGGACCAGAUGGAAAGAUCGAACCGAUUAGGAUGCCAGGGGAAAUUGAGAACGGGUCUAGACUAGAGCUUGAGGGGUUUGAGACACCUAUUAGUGACUUUAGUUCUGGUAAGAUCGACAUGAGGAGGAGCGGGUAUAUAAACGCUCUUGGAUCAUUCAAAGUUGUUGGCCAUUUUCUUACUUUCAAGGGAAGUAAAGUUACUUGCAGAGGAAAGUAUAUCAAAACCAACAUAUCGGAUGGGCCAAUGAGCUGA